GUCUGAAUCUAAUUGGUAUUUUUCAGUUUAUUCUUGUUUAAGUUUGUUUUAACUACUUUGAACCAUGGCAAAGUCAAACUGUGAUAGCAGUUUUGGAAACCAUUUGGACAGCGGCGAUUCCCUGACUAACAACCACAGUCAAACCCAACUGAUAAAACACCGUGUUGAGGAGCGAGAGGGAGAAAUAGGCUCAGAAGACUCAAGUCUUCCCUCUAAGGAUAAAAAACUCAGAGAACGAGAUGUAUGGAGCGGAAAAUUCGACUUCUUACUCGCGUGUUGCGGUACAGCAGUGGGUUUGGGAAAUGUCUGGCGUUUCCCAUACUUGUGUUACAAAAACGGAGGAGGGGCCUUUCUUAUCCCAUAUCUAAUCGUUGUUAUAAUCAGCGGGGUGCCAAUCUUCUUUCUUGAAGUAGCUAUUGGUCAGUUUACGAAGUUGGGUGCCAUUAAAUCGUGGACCUCUCUUUGUCCUCUUAUAUCAGGUAUCGGUAUUGCGUCGGCAGUCAUCGUCUUCUAUACACUCUGCUACUACGCCGUCAUCCUAGCAUGGGCUCUGUUCUACCUUUUCCAGUCCUUUAGGGCCGAAUUGCCAUGGGCAAAUUGCAACAACACAUGGAACGAUCCGAUCAAGUGUCAGGACAACUUAACAUAUGUACGAUCGCUUAACAUGACCGAGGAACAACGUAGAGAAAAUUUUACCUUUCCAGUUGAAGAAUAUUGGGAAAACUACGUGUUAAAGAUAACCGACGGUAUCGAAGAUUUGGGAGGUUUACGAUGGGAAUUGGCUGGAGUUCUUUUACUCGCUUGGAUCGUUUGUUAUCUUACUGUCUUCCAAGGAACCAAGUCUACAGGAAAGGCCAUGUACUUCACCGCUACCUUCCCAUACGUGAUGUUGAUCAUUCUGCUCAUUCGUGGCGUCACACUUCCAGGAGCAUGGAAAGGGAUCCAGUUUUACAUAACUCCCAACAUCACCAAGCUAGGGGAACCAGAGGUUUGGAUCGACGCCGGUACUCAAGUUUUCUUCUCCUAUUCGUUAUGCAUAGGUGUGUUGGUGUCGCUGGGCAGUUUCAACGCGUAUAAUAACAAUUGUUUAAGGGAUACAGUGAUUAUUGCGGCAGUAAACAGUGGGACCAGUAUUCUAGCAGGAUUCGCAAUUUUUGCGGCUCUCGGGUUCAUGGCUUCGGAACAAGGCGUUGCUGUUAAAGACGUUGCAGAGAAAGGACCCGGCCUUGCGUUUAUUGCUUAUCCGAAAGAAGUCCUUCUUCUCCCAGUAUCACAACUUUGGUCUUGUCUCUUCUUUAUUAUGAUUUUCUUACUCGGCAUCAGUACACUGUUGACCGACACACUGGCGCUUAUUACGUCACUGGGCGACCUCUACCCCACCCUCUUCCGAGGUGGAAAAUACAGGAAACUAAUAUCCAUGGCUGUCGGCUGUUUCGCUUGCUAUCUGGUUGGGCUUAGUAUGGUGACCAGGGGUGGUAUGUACAUUCUCCAACUAUUCGACUUCUAUGGUGCCAGCGGUUUCACUUUACUAUGGACGGCUACAUGGCAAUGCGUUGCUAUUGGUUGGUUUUAUGGCGACCAGAAAUUUUACGACGUCAUCGAAGACAUGAUUGGCUACAGGCCGGGACCAUACUUUCGUAUUUGCUGGAAAUACCUUGCCCCCCUGCUUAACGUGGCGAUUUUGGUUUUCAACAUCAUCAAAUACGAACCGCUUACAUAUAAUAAGACUUACCAUUAUCCUAUGUGGGGCCAUGUGUUGGGGUGGGGGCUUGCUCUCUCAUCUAUCCUCAUGAUUCCUGCAAGGGCGAUCUACAUUCUGUGUAAAGCAAAGGGAAAUACAUGGAGAGAGAAAUUUGACAACGCUUGUAAACCAACGAUCUCGAAAGCUCACGGAGGAGGUUGUGCUAUUACGGAGGUUGACGACGACGAUGAGGAAGCAAAGAUCGCCAUGAAUGAAGAAACUUCAUCAGAUGGGAGCGCCCCACCACCCUAUCCAAGUCUGGACAUGAAACAAGAUAUUGAAACUUCUAUAUGAACUGCCUGGUGUGAAAAUUUCAAUUCAAAUUGCGGGUGGUUCGAAUCUCGGAUAAGGAAGCUUUUAUUCCGUUAAGAAAGCUUGUUAAAGGCGACCUGCUACAGCGACUGCGGGAAUUUAAAACUAAACAUUAUAGCAAUUCCAAAAUGAUAAUAUACAUAUGUGGCUUCUUUAAGGAAGGUAAAAAAUUCCAAAUUUAAAAUCGCAACUUUCACUGUAUAACGGAAAUUUACCCGUUUAGAUCGUUGCUUUGGACAAUUCUAAAAGCUGCGAUGUUUUGUGCAUAUUGUCCAUAUACCUCUCCCUUUAAAAUGUCGGUUGCUUAUACUCGUCAAAAUAUUGUUACAAACCUAAGAUUCGGUGAUUGGUGUUUUCGCGUCUUAAAACUUUGCAAAGUCAUAUACUGAGACUUAAUUGCAGUUCAGACCUCAUACGAACAAACUAAAUACCGCCGCUGUUUUAAAACAUAAUAACCUUUAAAAAAUCAGUUUGGAAAGAACAAGCGUACUACACAAAUAUUUCAGAUUCGAUUUUUUUUCUCAAAUCUGUUUUUUUUCUGCACUGCACUGUUUCAAACAUUUUCACUCCAAAACUGUGAUAUGUCGCAUAUCAGUGUGCAUUUUACCAUGAUUAAAAAUUUCUUCCAAUAACGUUUAAAGAAACAUUUCAGAUUUUCUUCAAAUUUUUCUGAAAUAUUUCUUUAUUUUUUAACAACUUCUUUAAGUUGCAUUUACUUCAAAUUAUUCACCGAUUCUUGUUCAUUUCAAUUUUUGUUCAUUUUAUAACUUACCGUUUUUUCUUGUUGGCUUUUUGUUCUUAUAAAAGAAUUCUUCGCCGUCUUUGUUUUUCCGACAAGACAGUUCCUAGUCACGAAGCGUAAGUGGCAGUAACGCAGCUAAAACCGGUCUUUAAAAAACGGUAAAAAUCACCUAAAAGCAGCAACAACAUGUAAAUAUUUACGUAGAUCAUUCCCGUAAUGUACCGACAUUGUAUUCGUUGAACUAUGUAUACCAUGUACAAAACGACACUAGCGCCCCCUUAUUUAUUCACGCAUAUAGUUCGGCGGCCUCUUGUACAUAAUCUGCUAUACGGGCUUCGUUCGUUUUGGGUCAGCUACUGAUAUGGGUGAGGAGUAAACGGCCAACGCCGUCAAUACACACGCAGCUUAAAUGCUCGCUUUUACAUCUUCAGUGUUUCGCUUUAAAAAAAUAAAUAAAAGUUUUAAAAAA
Messenger RNA from Ciona intestinalis (vase tunicate), 3264 nucleotides. The record is from RefSeq and is a predicted model, not a curated record. NCBI's taxonomy places the organism in Eukaryota, Metazoa, Chordata, Ascidiacea, Phlebobranchia, Cionidae.